CCGAUCACUCGCCGGAAAAACAAUGAACACACCACACCAACAAAUCCCAAUCCAGUUCACCCCUGAUGACCGCCUUAAUCGACCCCACGUUAAUGAAGGUCGCCAAUUAAGGCGGCAUCACACCGCCCGAUAUUAUGUCCACCGUGUAAAAGAAAGCCUAACCACUCGUGUCUCGAAGCUAAUAUGUUCAGUUUUUCUUAGUCUUCUGUUCAUCGUAGGCCUCAUAACAUUCAUCUUAUGGCUCAGUUUACGCCCACAUCGUCCAAGAUAUCAUAUCCAUGAAUUCUCAAUCCCCAGUAUAGCCCAAGAUAAUGGCUUUGCAACUGCUCAAGCAACCUUCAAUGUGACUGCGCGAAAUGCAAAUCUCAAUAUCGGGAUUUACUAUGAUACUAUGCACCUAACACUAUACUAUCAGGAUCAGAACAUUGGGGAAAUGCCAUUACUGUUUCCUUUCUAUCAAUCUCCUAAGAACACGACCGUUCUCUAUGGCACGUUCUCUGGAUCCACGUUGGUGGUUGAUACCGCACGUUGGACACAGUUUGUCGCUGAUCGGAUGCGUGGGAUGGUGUCGUUUCGGCUAGAGGUUGUAACAUCCAUGAGGUUCAAGGUGGCCACAUGGGAAAGCAAGAACCACAAGAUGCAUGCGAACUGUCUAAUUGGAGUCGGACCAGAUGGGUUGUUAAUAACAAGUUAUAAAGAAAAGAAAUGCCGAGUCUAUUUUACUUAGAAAUUCAAACUCUAACCAUUUUCCAUGUGUACCUUUUAAUUGCUUUUGUUUUUUCCUUUCUGAAAA
Messenger RNA from Cynara cardunculus var. scolymus (artichoke), 793 nucleotides. Its product is annotated as NDR1/HIN1-like protein 10. Bases 23 to 727 code for a protein of 234 amino acids. The transcript has a single exon. The record is from RefSeq and is a predicted model, not a curated record. NCBI's taxonomy places the organism in Eukaryota, Viridiplantae, Streptophyta, Magnoliopsida, Asterales, Asteraceae. Gene Ontology annotation, biological process: defense response to other organism.